Prorocentrum cordatum is the source of this 1119-nucleotide messenger RNA. Lineage: Eukaryota; Dinophyceae; Prorocentrales; Prorocentraceae. The record is from the annotation of a GenBank genome assembly.
AUGUCCGAGGCAGAGAAGGGGCACGAGAAUUUCAGCGUCGUGUUCCAGGCUGUCGCGGAAAAGGUUCCGAACGAGGUGCUGCUCGCGGUGGAGCGCCCCCUCCCGAGUUUGGAGGCGCCCGGCGUCGCUCCGCCGCUGCCCUGGGGGGACUGGAGGAAGUGGACGGCCGCGCAGUACUACAAGGACGCCUGCAGCGCAGCAAAGGCCUACAUGGUCUUGGGCGUGGAGAGGUUUGGCACCGUGGCCGUGUUUGGGUUCAACGCCCCCGAGUGGUCGAUCUCUGCCAUGGGGUCGAUCUUGUGCGGCGCCAAGUACGCGGGAAUCUACCUGACGGACACGCCCGAGCAGAUCCAGUACAAGAUCUCCCAUUCCGGGUCGACCGUCGUGGUCCUGGACUCGGAUGUGGAAUUCGACAAGGUUGCCUCGAAGAUAGACGAGCUUCCCGGCGUCGCCGCCAUUGCUGUCUGGGGCAUGCGGGCGCCGGCCGACCUCAAGAGGGCGGACGGGAGCGUCUGCAGGGUCAUGCACUGGGACGACCUGCUGGCACUGGGCGAGGCCAAGGGCUUGGAGUACUGCAGGAACAUGCAACCAGGCGGAUCGGGGGCCAAGCCGUUCCUCCACUGGCUGGCGGACAAGCUGAUACUUUCAAAGGCGCGCCAGGCCCUGGGCCUGCACAAGUGCAACCUGUUCAUGACUGGGGCGGCGCCGAUGUCCCUGGAUACCUUCGAGUACUUCGGCCAGCUGGGGAUGAACAUCUACAUGGGCUUCGGCAUGAGCGAGUCUUCCGCCGGCGUCACCCUCUGCACGCGUUCGGCGAACCAGUUCCUCUCCUGCGGACCCGCGCUGAUGGGAACCGAGCUCGCCUGCUUCCGGGCCGGCCCCAACGGCGAGAAGGUGGAGGCGAAGCGCAGCACCCCCGGCAAGCCGCUCACGGAGGAGGAGCAGGGCGAGAUCUGCUUCCGGGGGCGGCACGUGAUGAUGGGGUACCUGGCCAAUCCGCAGUGGGGCGCGGAGCACGUGGCCGACAUCGAGAAGAAGACGCGGGAGGCCAUCGACGACGAGGGCUGGCUCCACACGGGGACAAGGGCACCAUCGGUGUGGACGGCUUCCUCAGGAUAA